Molecule: messenger RNA, 3500 nt
Organism: Corythoichthys intestinalis (scribbled pipefish)
Lineage: Eukaryota; Metazoa; Chordata; Actinopteri; Syngnathiformes; Syngnathidae
Gene: rhogd
Product: ras homolog gene family, member Gd
Exons: 2
Coding region: 102-677 (191 amino acids)
Biological process (GO): regulation of actin cytoskeleton organization; establishment or maintenance of cell polarity; regulation of cell shape
Cellular component (GO): cell projection; cytoplasmic vesicle; cytoskeleton
Molecular function (GO): GTPase activity; GTP binding; protein kinase binding
Source: RefSeq, a predicted model, not a curated record
GUAUUGGGCUGGUCCCCGGAUGCGGCUGUGAUUGACUCGACCAGGCAGAAGAGAUCGCUAAGCUAAGUGGCGGUGCUGCAGCCCCAGUGGUCGUUGGCAGGAUGCAGACCAUAAAAUGUGUGGUGGUUGGUGACGGGGCAGUUGGAAAAACCUGUCUACUCAUCUCGUACACCACCAAUGCCUUCCCUGAAGAAUACAUUCCGACAGUGUUUGACAAUUACAGCGCCCAGAUGAGCGUGGACGGCCGCACCGUCAGCCUUAACUUGUGGGACACGGCGGGUCAGGAGGAGUACGACCGCCUGCGUACUCUUUCCUACCCCCAGACCAACGUCUUCAUCAUCUGCUUCUCCAUCGGCAGCCCCUCCUCGCACGCCAACGUCAGGCACAAGUGGCACCCUGAGGUGUCCCACCACUGCCCCAGCGUGCCCAUCCUGCUGGUGGGCACCAAGAGGGACCUGAGGGGCGACGCCGAUACGGUGAAGAAGCUGAAGGAGCAGGGUUUGGCUCCAACAACCCAGCAGCAGGGAAACACCCUCGCCAAACAAAUCGGGGCCGUUAAAUACAUGGAGUGCUCGGCGCUGCUCCAGGAAGGCGUCAGGGAGGUGUUCGCCGAGGCCGUGAGAGCCGUGUUGUACCCCGUCACGAAAAAGAACACCAAGAAAUGCGUGCUUUUGUAAUAACGCUUCUCAGAUUUGGAAUGUUGAGUUCCACGGAUGCGAAUAAUGGCUGCUUCCACGUCACUCCUAACAGUUUGAAGACUUUUUUUCCAGCUCCCUCUUCAUCCUCAGGAGGGUCUCGCAUACUUACGAUGCCAUCACCACCAAAGCGACUGACAAAACGGGGGCAAAAAAGUGGAUCUCUUAUGAUAAUUUUUUUUUUUUACAUUUAUUUUUUUUUUUACAUUUACCCGUAUUUCACAUUACACUUGUUCUAGAUUUAUAGCGCCCCUGCUUUGCCUCUAUAAAUGAAUGCUGAUAGUGGUUGUCGCAAGCCAUAAUUUUCUCUAAACCCAGCUACCCUUUUUGACUGGAGAUAAGUGGUCUACUUUGUGUAGAUGGAGAAAUAGUGACUACCUCAUACUCCUCACUUAGGUUGCAUCUCACGAGUCUCAAGCAAAUGCAUUAUUACCCCUGCGAGUUGCCCCAUUUGUUUUUUCUUUUUUGAUUCAAGCAACUGAAGACCAGAAAAGAGCAGGCCAAUUAUGCAGCAUCAGUAGCCUUCCACGUGCAGCACGACGCGUUGGAGCCUGCGCAAGGAAGAGAACAUUUUUUGUAAAAUAAGCCCCAUUCAUUAAUGGCAACCAGAAUUGUGGCUCCAAACUGACACCCGGGCUACCAAGAUGGCCGACUGAAGAGCGCGUCAGGUUGUCAAACAUUUCUGUCUUGCCUUCACUAGAAAUGUGCCUCAGAACGACUGGUGAAACGUCGAAUGGGCAUCAGCAGCAGCAUGGUAAUUAAUGCCGCAUGGAGGGAUUGCCCCAGUGAACAUGUACUCGGUCUUCUUUUGACACCAACUCGUAGAGGCUGUCAACAGCGCCUCUGCUGGUUGCAGCAAAGUAGUACACUCCGUUUUGCCUUGCUUGUGAUUUGAUGAAUUUUAUAUCCCCACCCCCAUUCAGAAUCUGAAAAGCUAUUUUAUGAUCAUGUCGAAUUUACUUCUGAAAACUUUUUAACCUAUUAAGUGGCCAAAGUUGAAUAUAUAUUUUUGUAAUCUCUUGUUUAUCGGAUACCUAAGGUGUUAAACCGGUCUUGCAUAAUGAUGUCAGUGACCUUGUUGCCUUGCAUUAAAUGCUAGUGGACAGUUACUACCGCAUGAUUGAUCCCAUAUAUCCUGUUUUACUGGAACACAAUGGAACCUGCAACAAUGAACCAUUUUUUUCCUACUCUAUUUGUCCAUUAGCCAACUAUUUUCUCCCAAAAGGUGAUGUGGCGUGAAUUAAUCAAAACCCUCACCGUCAUAAAAUUAACAACCAUGCAGGCAAGUAACGCUUUCCCAUAGUUAUUGCUCACAUAUAGAAAAAUCCAAAGAGAAGUGAGCUGUUGUAUAUAUGAAAGUAAAACUACUCACACACUGAAAAUCCAUUAAAAAAGUAGCACAUCUCUGGUAAAUUCGGUGCUGAUUCCUAACCAUGAUUUGGAUUGUCUGCUUCUUAAAAUUCUACAGAUGUUGUUAUAUUUAAGUGUAUUUCGCAUACUUUACAGAUCACAGACGGUUUCAAUUAGUGACAUUUAUGAUUUUAGUACUCUAAUAUGGUGAAAAACAAACAUUUGGUAUUGCCCAAGUCCCAUAAUAUUUGGUGAUGUCACCCAUUAUUUUUUUUUUUUUAAAUCCAUUUACGGUAGAAUCCCUCAAGUCCACCCAAUUGUUUUUGUUUGUUUCACAAUCUUAACUCAUUAGAUGCCAUUGAUAAUGAGUUAAUUGUACCAGUUUUAGGCUGUUCAACUUUACAAGUUCCAUCGAAUGGUAACGGUCUCGUAUGUAAUCUAUUUGUUAGAUCUUUUUCUAAUUGGAAAAAAAGGCUAUUGCUUAAGUGAUUUGCAUUUUUCUAGCAUGUUGCAGCAUUUCGAGCGUCAUGAUUGAUGGCAGGAGCAUUUGUGUGGUCGCCAUGCCUUAUCCAAGCCCAAACCCACAGUUGCGCGCCUUAGUCAAAGUUUGUCAUUUUAGUGCGACAAAGAGUUCCCAGCAAGCGAUGACUUUCAUAUUGAGUCGUUGAGGCCUUACUUUCUUCCUGCCAGUAAGCACACUGCAGCGCUCUAUAAAACACAGCUGCAAAAGUGACAUCUCACUGUGCCGCAGCCACACGUUUUUAACUCACUGUGGUUUAUAUCCCUGCAUUGCAUGGUGCAGCAAUAACUGCAUUGGUGGAAAGUGCCUUGACAGUUUUAACAUUCUCGUUCCUUAGCAAUAGGGGGUUUCUUUUAGUGUCAGUGAUUAGUGUUUUUAAACUGUGGAAUGAAUUGUAUUUGGAUUAUUGCGGCCUGCAAUAACCUAAGUGCAAUAAUAGCAAAGGGCUGAAAUAAGUCAAAAUGUGUUGAAUGUAAGUGCACAAUUAGACAAACUGUGGUCAGCUUCUAUUUUUUCCACGCAUAUAUUUUGUAUUCCCAUUUUAUCGGAUGUCCUGAUUUCAUUCAAAUAAUAUGAUGGAAGUGGAACAUACACCUGUGGGCUCUCUGUUGUCUGUGUCCCAGAGCUGUAUGAUACCACACGCGUGGUACUACGCUUUUACACUGGGAACUUGAUUUGUAGAGAUCUGUAAUUGUUUUAUAUAUAACAAAGCAUAUUUGUAUAAAUGAACUAACAAUGAGAUGAUUUUAAAUUAUGCCAAAUAAAAUGGUGGUUCAAACCAAUAUUUCGAUGUUUUAAUAGCAGUUUGUACUCUUUUAGGACAAAAUUGCCACUUCUCUGUUAUUCAUGGACGGAUCAGAAUAAAAUGUCACAGGAAUAUUUUAGGGAUGGAUUUGCAUGGAUGCUCUGACACGUUUUUUUGUGUGUGUGUGUGU